Cygnus atratus (black swan) is the source of this 987-nucleotide messenger RNA. RefSeq names its product G protein-coupled receptor 6 (gene GPR6). Gene Ontology annotation, biological process: G protein-coupled receptor signaling pathway. Gene Ontology annotation, cellular component: membrane. The transcript has a single exon. The record is from RefSeq and is a predicted model, not a curated record. Bases 1 to 987 code for a protein of 328 amino acids. Gene Ontology annotation, molecular function: sphingosine-1-phosphate receptor activity. NCBI's taxonomy places the organism in Eukaryota, Metazoa, Chordata, Aves, Anseriformes, Anatidae.
AUGGAGCCAGAGCCGGCCCUGAACGACAGCCUGGCGGCGGUCCCCUGGAUGCCCGCCCGUGGUGGCAAUGCCUCGCUGGAGUUGGCGUCGCGGCUCCCCGCGCCCGCUGCUAUCAACCCCUGGGAUGUGAUGCUGUGCGUCUCCGGCACUGCCAUCGCCUGCGAGAAUGCCAUCGUGGUGGCCAUCAUCUGUUACUCGCCCACCCUGCGCACCCCCAUGUUCGUGCUUGUUGGGAGCCUGGCCACCGCUGACCUGCUGGCUGGGCUCGGCCUCAUCCUCAACUUUGUUUUCCAGUACGUGAUCCGCUCUGAGACCGUCAGCCUCCUCACGGUGGGCUUCCUCGUCGCCUCCUUCGCUGCCUCUGUGAGUAGCUUGCUGGCCAUCACGGUCGAUCGCUACCUCUCCCUCUACAACGCCCUUACCUACUACUCAGAGAGGACAGUGCUGUGCAUCCACACCAUGCUGGUGGGCACCUGGGGGGUGUCACUCUGCCUGGGGCUGCUGCCGGUCCUGGGCUGGAACUGCCUCCACGACCGCUCUGCCUGCAGCGUUGUCAGACCCUUGACCAAGAGCAAUGUGACUCUGCUGUCCGCCUCUUUCUUUCUCAUUUUUAUCAUCAUGCUCCAUCUCUACAUUGAAAUCUGUAAAAUAGUUUGCAGACAUGCCCAUCAGAUAGCUCUUCAGCAACAUUUUCUGACUGCAUCACACUAUGUUGCUACCAAAAAGGGAGUGUCUACUCUUGCUAUAAUUCUUGGGACUUUUGGAGCAAGCUGGCUACCUUUUGCCAUAUACUGUGUGGUCGGGGAUCCCGACUACCCUUCUGUGUACACUUACGCCACACUUCUACCUGCUACCUACAACUCCAUGAUCAAUCCUAUCAUUUACGCCUACAGAAACCAAGAAAUUCAGAGGUCCAUGUGGGUUCUCUUCUGUGGCUGCUUUCAGUCUAAAGUGUCCUUUCGCUCCCGGUCCCCAAGCGAUGUCUGA